GGUCGAGAUUGUAUUAAUAAUGAUAUUACAUGUUAAGUACGAAUUAAUAAUAGGCAUUUUGAGCUAAACAGUACUUUCAAGCACGAUGUUAUCGGACGGUGUUCUGCUGGCCAUCUCGCUCGGGGGCCUGGCUGCGACGGUGCUGCUGGUGCUCUUCUUCGCGGGCUUCUUCGCUGGAACUAAAAAAGUAGCUCAUGAAGACCAGGCCGAAGUGGUCCGCGGCGGCGAGAGAGGCGGUCUGGCGGCGCUACGCAAGCGCAAGGACCGCAAGAAGCGUAAUGCCGAGCGAGAGGAGGCUGCUGCUCCCGUAGAGGCUGCCGCUCCGGCUCAAAACGAGGCUGCGGAAGCCGCAGAGGAAGAAGAAGGUCCCGUGGAGCCACGAGCUAUGACGAAAAAGGAGCUGCAGAAGGAGCUCAAGCGACGGGAACGUGAAGAAUUGCGUCAGUUCGACCAGCAGCAACGCGAGGAGCGUCAACGUAUAGCUGAGGAAAAAGAAGCUGCGUACCAGAAGAAACGUGAAGAGGAAGCCAAGAUUGAAGCAGCUCUUGAAGAACAAGAACGGAAAUUGAAGGAAGAGAAGGAACGCAAGGAGAAAGAAGAGUUCGACCAAUGGAAAGAUAUGUUUACUAUCGAAGAGCAAGGCACUAAACUGGCAGAAGAUAGUGAGGAGAGUCAGACACUGCUGCAACAGUUUGUAGACUACGUGAAGUCUCACAAGGUGGUGCUGCUUGAAGAUCUCGCCUCGGAGUUCAACUUGGCUACACAGGAGGCAAUCGAUCGCGUGGAGUCACUACAGGCGUCCAACCGCCUCACAGGGAUCGUGGACGACCGUGGCAAGUUCAUCUACAUCACCGAAGAGGAAAUGGAUAAAGUAGCCAAGUUCAUCCAGCGCCGCGGACGUUUAGGCUUCUCUGAGCUGUCGAAAGAGUGCAAUAAGCUCAUCCGACUAGACGGAGAAGCCGACAAGAACAAUCCGAGCUCGUUAGACUGGCUCAACAGCGACGAACAGCCCCAGGAAGUCGCAGACUUGUCCGUUUGAGUUUGAUACGUUACAGAUUUAGAAGAUCCUAAAUUUGAAAUGUAUUUUCUCGACAAGUGGAAAUCAAUCUGAAACGUAUCAGAUUCUUAAGCGUCGAAGUACCAUUGAGCAGCUUUCCGACGGAAGUUCGUGGUCGGCAUGUGGGUGGAGAACUGUUUGACGCGCUCUUUGUGCUGCUUCUCGGCGAACUGCAUGCGCUUGAGUUCUAGAAACUCGGCCUGCUUUUUCUGGUCUUCUAGAAUUCGUUUUUCUUCCUGUUGACGUAGUAAAUCUGACUGCGUCCGUUUGAGUUCUUCACGACGUUUUUCCUGGUCACGAAGCUCUUUCUGCAGAGCUUCCUCUGAG
Molecule: messenger RNA, 1384 nt
Organism: Phytophthora nicotianae INRA-310
Lineage: Eukaryota; Oomycota; Peronosporomycetes; Peronosporales; Peronosporaceae
Exons: 4
Coding region: 86-1039 (317 amino acids)
Source: RefSeq, a predicted model, not a curated record